Haliotis rubra (blacklip abalone) is the source of this 2448-nucleotide messenger RNA. RefSeq lists its product as uncharacterized. The transcript has 14 exons. Bases 578 to 2020 code for a protein of 480 amino acids. The record is from RefSeq and is a predicted model, not a curated record. NCBI's taxonomy places the organism in Eukaryota, Metazoa, Mollusca, Gastropoda, Lepetellida, Haliotidae.
GCAGAGUCUAUGUUGUGAAAACACAGAUGCCAGAUGAACCUUUCACCAAGGAUAACUACGCGCCCCUGAACAUUAAUAUAGUCAUCAGAUUGUGCUCACAUCACGUCCACAGUAGAGAUGGUUGCACGAUAGACCAAACAUCAACAUAUCUGAACUUACUUCAUAACGGCACGGUAAUCUACAACGAGAGGUAUCUUGGAGAUAUAAACCAUGUCUUCCUCGAGUUUCCUUUGGAUGACAGAGCACUUGAGCAUGACUGGAUCCCAGAAUUUCUCAAUGUAAAUGGUCAGGAUUCACAUUUCCACUGCUCAAGGGAAUUUUCACACAGUCAGCAUUCUGGCCUUGGACGACACCGACGUUCGGCCAGUCGAGAUUUGAAGAUUGUAAUAGGCACAAGUGGAAAGGACUACGGAGGUACUGAUGCCACCGUCUACAUGACAAUUUACGGCGACAAAGACCAAUCUUACAAAUUUCUCCUUCUGGAAGCUUUGAGAGAGGACAAUCGGAUACCAGUUACCGUAGCAUCAAUGAAAUAGGAAGAAUACAGUAUAUACGCAUUGGGCAUGAUAACACAGGAAUGAAUGCUGCCUGGAAGUUACAGUGGGUGCGCAUUUAUGAAAGUUCUGAACCGGGAGUAUCAUAUAAAUUUGAAUUUGACGACUGGGUGGUUGACAAGGCUGUAAAGCUCACGCACAGCACAGAUUGCCCGGUUAUACCCAACUGUGCAACACAGCGUUGUGAAACCUGUACAACAUGCAAGCCGCGCUUGAAGGAUGUUUUCUUCAGAUUAUCUCCAAAUAAAAGAAGAUGUCAGAGAUGUCCUGUCAUUCCAAACUGUAAGACACAGAUAUGUCGGACAUGUGCUGCUUGCAAUCCAUCCACUCAAAACGCCUUCUUCGAACUAUCUGCAGACAAAACUGAGUGUUCACGAUGUCCUUUUAUUGAAAACUGUGAGAUACAUUCUUGUGGGACCUGUGAUACUUGCAAUUCACCAACCGAAAACAACGUCAUCUUCAAACUAUGUUCAGCGAAAACUAAGUGUUCACGUUCAUGUCGAGAUAUGAGAAGUACAGUUGAAAUGUCCCUGCAGUGGUUGAGUAAAGACGAGGAGAGAUGUGACCUCACCUGCUCAUACGUGGACAACAGGUGGUGCUGGCCUGGCAGAUGUUACAAUGGUCUAAUGACAUCCUGCUCGUGUGAAAGUGGCUUCAGGAAGUCAAAGAACGCCAUGUGUGACAUUAAAACAAAGUCGGAGUUGGUCACUUGCAACCUUGGAAUAGAAGACCACAGAAGUGAGAUCAGGAACACCACCCGUAUUGGCAAGAGCACAAGCUGUUAUUCACAGAGAGACGUAUACAUCAACAUACAACCUGAGUCAAUGUCCUUUAAAAUAACAGCUCAGUUUCAAAGGAAAGGAUAUUCAAAACAACCUGUAUACAUCCAUGCAACCUAUAUCGGCAUCGUGGACAGCAGCCUGUCAGUUAUAAGAAAAGGCAUCUCAGGUUCAGAACGCAUUUUGUCUUCCGCCAAGUUGAGGGGAGGUGGCGACUGCAGCCGGACCCUCUCGUCGUCCAAACCUUCAACACUGGUCUCAUGUGACGGAGUACUGAGAGGUUCAUCCUCCCUGGUUAAUGGAGAAUGGUUAUGUGGAGUAAUCAAGGUCUAUUCAGGAGGUUCAUUUCAUUACAAGAACUUCCAUGGGCACUACCUUGGCAACAAGAGGUUCACCCCCCUUGACGAAAGCAAGACCAUCUGCUUCAGAUACGACAAUGUUGCCCCAGUUCACUGUGCAAGAGAUUCAAGAUUUCCAUGUUCCUCGGACAGUCCCAUGCGCCUAUCCACAAGAACAACUAAAUCCCCUAACAUCACUGUUGGUGUGUCAGGCUGGGUAGAUCCCUAUCCUAAGUCUGGAAAACUAGAACAAGCCUCAGGAAUAAAGUAUUAUAAGGUGGAUGUUUAUGGUAUGAGACAUCUCGGCCUUGAUACACUAGAUGUGGACUAUAAAAAAAUAUGUGUUUGAAUCAGACCAGCUGAUCGGAAACAGUGUGAACAUCACAGUCUCACUCCCAUCAGAGCCUGCCAUGUAUGUAACAUAUGUGGAAGUCCACGAUGUUGCUGGAAAUGUCAGAUUUGUACGACGUUUUCUUUUGUACGAUAAUUCAUCUAUACUCGAGGUUAGGACAUCUCGAGUAUUGAGGGUCAUAUCUGCGUCAAAGGACACGAAAUAUACUUGGCAAAUUCACCAUGGGGACAUUCAGUUAGACUGGAAGGAACGUUAUCAUAAUGAUCAUUACAUAAUGAAUGACUAUUUUUGCCAAGUGAAACGAGACACAGACAAUGGUAUAUCAGGUGUAUAUGAUCAAGUGACGGGCAUUUUACCUGUCACCGGUACUGUGAGUAUCAAUGGCAUCACAAGUUUCAAGUACCAAUGGAGUCUCAACAAUGGUU